This is a messenger RNA of Knipowitschia caucasica, 897 nucleotides long. The record is from the annotation of a GenBank genome assembly. Lineage: Eukaryota; Metazoa; Chordata; Actinopteri; Gobiiformes; Gobiidae.
AUGGCUGCGAUGAGGACUUUAACCGUGGCGGGAUUGUGUUUGGCUUUCUGCGCCUUGGGGCUCAUAGCCGUGGCUCUCAGCACCGACAAUUGGUACGAGACGGACGCCAGGAGACACCGGGAACGAUGCAAGACAUACUCCAAUAAAAGAAACGAUCCUGGGUUCAUCUACAUCUCCAACCUGCCUUUACGGAUGCUUCCAAAGGAGAAACACGUAGAGAGGAAAGGCUCCGGCGUGAGCGGCGAGAUGCUGCUUCGGGCCAAGCGGCAUCUCGCCCCCCUCGCCUCGGCCAUGGAAUCGCUCUGCAGUCGGCAAUAUAACUCCACCAGCACCGGGCUGUGGAGGAAGUGUCACAGAGAAGGCUUUGACUUGGAAACAGAGGAUUUGAUCUUUAAAGGAUUGGUCCCACGCUGCACGCCAAUAAAAUACUACUACUCAUCUUCCGCGCUGCCCAGGAAUCUGCCUGUCAAUCUGACCAAGACUAUCCGCCAGGAUGAGUGGCAUGCUCUCCAUCUCCAAAGGAUGACUGCCAGUUUCAUCGGUAUGGCCAUCUCUAUCAUCACGUUUGGCUGGAUCAUAGGACUGAUGGGCUGCUGUAAGGAGCAUGAUCUGAUGCAGUAUGUUGCCGGACUGCUCUUCCUCAUGGGAGGGACUUGCUGCAUCAUCUCUCUCUGCACCUGCGUGGCUGGAAUCAACUUUGAAUUGUCGCGCUAUCCACGCUACAUGUUUGGGAUCCCAGAGGACAUCAGUCAUGGUUAUGGCUGGUCCAUGUUUUGUGCCUGGGGAGGGCUGGGCCUGACGCUCCUGGCUGGAUUCCUCUGUACUCUGGCCCCCUCCUUGUACCCGCCACAGACCGCCGUCGCACACAAGCCGCGUCAGGAGAAUGGCUGCGUGUGA